AUGUCUGCUUACACGCCGCCGCCGAGCAGCCUGGCGGGCCCCGCGCUGGACCAGUGCGCGCAGCUGGCGUGGCCCGAGGCGGCCGGCGCGGCGGUGAUCAUUCUGGCCUUUGCCACGGCGCUGCCGCCCGACUGGCUGCUCGGGCCGUCGGCCGCCAAGUUCGACUUCCCGCUGGUGCUGCUGGGGCUCGGGCAGCAGCUGGGCGGCAUGGGCAACGCGGUGCGAGAGAAGUUCUACGCGGUUGCGCGCGCCGCGGCGCUGCUCCGCCGACUGGCCCCUCGCGCGGCCGUCAUUGUCGUCGACGCGUGGGACACGAUGGUCGUCAACGGAGUCACGGCCUCGACGGAGACGCUGCUGCGCCGCGUCAGUCGCGGCGAUCGGCAGCUCCUCAGCGGCGAGUGCAACUCGUGGCCGCGGUGCUACCGCCCGCUGCUCGCCGCCGACGAUGCUGGCCGCCGGUGCCUGGGUCAGCCGGGCGCCUUGUGCUUUGGUAAUUCGGGCGCGUACGCGGCGAGCGCAGCGGCUCUCGUGGAUGCGCUCUUGCCCGCCAGCGUGCGCGAGCUGCGCGGCGAGGGCGUG
Molecule: messenger RNA, 579 nt
Organism: Emiliania huxleyi CCMP1516
Lineage: Eukaryota; Haptophyta; Isochrysidales; Noelaerhabdaceae
Exons: 1
Source: RefSeq, a predicted model, not a curated record